This is a messenger RNA of Erinaceus europaeus (western European hedgehog), 2161 nucleotides long. It is a transcript of the gene C3AR1, whose product is annotated as complement C3a receptor 1. Gene Ontology annotation, cellular component: plasma membrane. The record is from RefSeq and is a predicted model, not a curated record. Bases 562 to 1938 code for a protein of 458 amino acids. Gene Ontology annotation, biological process: complement receptor mediated signaling pathway; chemotaxis; positive regulation of cytosolic calcium ion concentration. NCBI's taxonomy places the organism in Eukaryota, Metazoa, Chordata, Mammalia, Eulipotyphla, Erinaceidae. The transcript is spliced from 2 exons. Gene Ontology annotation, molecular function: G protein-coupled receptor activity; complement component C3a receptor activity; complement component C5a receptor activity.
CUUUCUUUUUUUCCUUCUUUUUUUAUCUUUCCUUCUUUCUUUUUUCUUUCUUUCGUUCUUUCUUUUCUCUCUCUUUUUUCUUUCCUCCUUCCUUCAUUUCUUUUUUCUUUUCCUCCUUCCUUCUUUCCUUUCUUUUGUCUUCCUGCCUUCCUUUCCUUCUUUCUUUCUAUCCUUUCCCCCCUGACUUCCUAAAACAAAACAGAGUCAGAAACCUAGGAAACAACAAGUCCAGUGCAGCAGUGGUCUGUCUCUACGCUGUGUGUGCUACAGAAAACAUCUGAGCAUUAUGCCCUCCCACUUUUUUUUUCUAACUUUUCUUAUCUGAGACAUUUAGAAAUGACUCACUUUUGAGACAUUCUGCUGGAGAUUCAUAAUCAGAAGUGUAUGGUUUGAGUUUCCAGAAGCAGAGAAGGAAGAAGAACUCAGCAACUUUCCUAAACAAACUUAGUGACUUAGUGACUUGAUAGUGAUCAAGUGUGGGGACCAGUUCAAACCUCUGUGGGUGACCUCCAAAUUGAAGCUGAACCUCCAGAUACAGUCUUAGAUCACUGCAGUUUAGCCAUGGAGUCUGUCUCUGCUGAGACCAAUUCAACUGACCUGCCCUCUCAGACCUUUGUGAGUCAACCCCAAGUGGUUCUCUCCAUGGUGAUUCUCAGCCUCACUUUCCUACUGGGUUUGCCAGGCAACGGGCUGGUGCUAUGGACGGCCGGCUUCAAGAUGCGCCGAACAGUGAACACCGUUUGGUUCCUCAAUCUCACGCUGGCAGAUUUCCUCUGCUGCCUCUCCUUGCCCUUUUCCCUGGCUCACUUGGCUCUUCAAGGACACUGGCCCUAUGGAUGGUUCCUCUGCAAGCUCAUACCAUCUAUCAUCAUCCUCAACAUGUUUGCCAGCGUCCUUCUACUGACUGCCAUAAGCCUGGACCGCUGUCUCUUGGUCCUCAAGCCAGUCUGGUGUCAGAAUCAUCGCAAUAUGAGGACAGCCUUCAUCGUCUGUGUUUGUAUCUGGGUAGUGGCUUUCCUGAUGUGUAUACCUGUGUUCAUAUACCGGGAAAUGUUCUGUGGCAACAACCACUGUUUUUGUAAUUACAAUGAUGAUUACAACAGACCAUUUGAUUACUCACUAGAUUAUUCAGAUUUCAACUUCUCUUUCCUGGGGAAUGAGUCUCUAGACUCACUUGUAGCACAAGUGGAUCAACAGCAUUCUUUAUUUCAACAAACAAAUGAUUAUCCUUGGACAACGGAUUCAGCUACAGUAUCUGACCAACACCCGUAUCCUAAUAGACUUAAACCUUUGGAUGUGACCUCAUCCAUAAUCCUCAGAGAAAAUCACCCACUGGAAGACUUGGACCCUUUCCUCUCUACAGGUGUAGAGCAUUCCUCAAAUGCUUCUAGCGAUUAUUUCUACAAUCCUGAGCUAUAUCCAGACUUCCUAUUUGAUUACCCUGCCCGCUAUAUGCUUGGCUAUGUAGUAUCCACACCCAAUGGGACAGUAAGCCUCGUUCGGCUGGUACUGGGCUUCCUGCUGCCAGCUGUGGUCAUGAUGGUCUGUUACAGCCUCAUUAUUUUCAGAAUGCGCCAGGGCCGCUUCACCAAGUCCCGCCGUAAAACCUUGAGAGUGGCAGUUGUGGUGGUGAUUGUCUUUCUGCUCUGCUGGGCUCCCUAUCACAUUUUUGGAAUCCUCCACUUGUUUAUGGAUCCAACAACUCCCUUGGGGAGUACUCUGCUGUCCUGGGACUACGUGACCCAGGCUCUGGCAUCAGCCAACAGUUGCUUCAAUCCCUUCCUCUAUGCCCUCCUGGGGAAAGAUUUUCGGAAGAAAGCCAAGCAGUCCAUGCAGGGCAUCCUGGAGGCAGCAUUCAGUGAUGAGCCCACCCACUCUACCAGCUGUACCACAAAUAAAGUAUUUUUGGAAAGAAAUAGCAUGGGUACCAUUGUGUGAAAGCAGGCAGCACCUGACUCAAGAAGAGGCUUGUAGUUAUGCACUGAAUGCAAUGUGUUUCUGAAAGGACAAGGGAUGUGGUGAACAAGGUAUUUUGGAAACCACCAAAGAGUCAGUUGAAGGCUUCUCGCAAUGUGGCUACAAACUCGUGGCAUCACUUGGAAACUUGUUAGAAAUAAAGUUCUCAAGCCCUACCACAGACUGGUUGCAACAGAAUGGGGGG